AUUUCCGUGUUUUCCGGAGUUUUACGGGUGUUUACGAUUGUAGUCAUCAACAAGAAUGGGAUUUUAACCACAAAAUUAUGUGUUUUACAUACAUUUUAACAGUUUUAAAAUAACGGAAUUACAUAUAAUGUGAAUAUUGUGUAUGAGUCAUGUUUUUAAUCCACGGACAAUACAACGUAUUUUAAGGCAUGUCGCGAUUUUUCCGUUUUUUUAGCCGACGAAGAACUGGGAGGGAUGUAACAGAUUCAUCCCAUCCUAUAAAAAAGAAAAAUGCAAUCGCAUGCAAGGUUAUGCUUCUUGAUGGAACAGAUUACACAACAGAAGUACACAAACGUGACCAUGGUGAAGUUUUGCUGGAGAAAUGUUUCUUCCACUUGGACAUCAUUGAAAAAGACUACUUUGGACUUCAGUACACAGACCACAACAAUGUCAGCCAUUGGCUGGACCAAACUAAAGGAAUCAGAAAGCAAGUGAAAAUUGGUCCGCCGUACACAUUUCGGUUUCGAGUGAAGUUCUACUCCUCAGAGCCUAACAAUCUUCAUGAGGAACUAACCAGAUACCAGUUCUUCCUGCAGUUGAAGCAUGACAUCUUCAGUGGAAGGCUUCAGUGCCCAGAAGAGACGCUCAUAGAGUUGGCUGCCUAUGCCCUGCAGUCCGAGCUCGGUGAUUAUGAUGAGGAACAGCACACUGUUGGCGACAUCUCGGAGUUCCGCUUCAUUCCUGAGCAAACUGAAGAGAUGGAACUUGCCUUCUUUGAGAAAUACAAAGAAACAAGUGGUAUGAGUCCUGCCCAGGCUGAGUUGAACUACCUACAAAAGGCCAAGUGGCUGGAGAUGUACGGGGUGGACAUGCACGAUGUCAUGGGCAAGGAUGGAAACCAGUACCACCUGGGUCUCACCCCUACUGGCAUACUGGUGUUUGAGGGGGAAACCAAGAUAGGGCUCUUCUUCUGGCCCAAAAUGACACGGCUGGAUUUCAAAGGGAAGCGACUCACUCUUGUAGUUGUUGAAGAUGAUGAUGAGGGUCGUGAACAGGAGCAUACGUUUGUGUUCCGGUUGCCUACUGACAGAGCGUGCAAGCACCUGUGGAAGUGUGCCGUGGAAUACCAUGCUUUCUUCCGUCUCAAGGGCCCAGUUAAGGACAAGAACCAGAGACAGAACUUCAUACGUAUGGGCUCCAGGUUCCGAUACAGUGGAAGGACAGAGUACCAGACAGCGUUUCAGAAUCGUGCUCGGCGAAGCGUGAAGUUUGAGCGCACAGCAAGCAAGCGCUACUCAAGGCGACCCACUUUCGAGAAGAAAGAACGAGAAGAAGCUGCGAAGAGGCAGGAAGAACGAAGGAAAAGGGAGCAGGAACGAAAUGCUAAGAAGAUGGAGACUGCUAUCGGUGUGGAGCCGACGCCCUCCACAUCGUCUGCCUCCCCAGUAGCCUCCCCUGCACGCCCGGUAGCCGGUUCCCUUCCCUUGAACGGAGGGGCAGCAUCGGGAGCCGAGGGUGGUGGGACUCUGACAAGGAACGGUCGCAAGAGUUCCAAGUCUCCAGUGGAGACCCCUUCGCCAGGCAGCACAGCUCCAGGGGAGAUCACUCUAAAAGACGCCUCUGAAGCAGCUCAGGCCAGACUCAAGGGACUGGACAGUCCAGGACCAGUUGUGGCCCCAAAACCCGCGGUGAAAGACGUGAACACGUAUAAGAACAACCAGGUGAAGUUCUCAGCUGGUGGGGGCACAAUCCCGUCUGAUCAAUUGAAGUGCAAUAUUCUGAAGGCAAAACAUGAUGAAGAGAUGAAGAAAGUUCGGGCAGGUUCUCCGGUAGAUGGUGCUCUCAUGGUGGACUUGCCAGACAAGGUGGUUACCAAGGAAACAGAAAUCUCAGACACCACUAGCGUUUCUAGCACUGUCACCUCUGAACCUGACGAGCCCCCUGCCAACAACAACAGCCCUGCCAAGGAAACGUGUGUCGAUGACAUCGCCCCCGCCCUGCCACCCAAAGUGAAAAAUGUGAACGAAUUUGUGGGCGAAAGUAAAGUCGAUGAUGAUGACGAAGCUGAUAGUGGCCAUGUGAACAGUGAUACUCUGCCCCUGGUCCGAGGCCCCAAGAGGAUGUCAUCAAGCAGCAGUCAUGGGUCCACACACUCCAGGGGCAUACAGAAUGGAUAUGAGAGUAUAGAGCGACGCAGGGUCAGUUCGAGCAGCCAUAAUGAAGUGUUCAUCUCAUCACCAGGGGCAACGAAAUCCUCUGUUACACAGGUGUUUCAUUUUAGGGAGAAUGUUGUGGAAAUGCGGAAAUCUCCCCUACAAGCCAAGCAUGCUUCAUAUGGCACACCCCUGGGGUCACCUGAGGAGUCCCCUGCCCGCCCCUCCAAGCCCCCAAGGGUUACUAGCAGCAACCAGGGGGCCACCCCUAGCCCUCAUGGUUCCCCAAAGCCUCCCCCACGCCCACCCUCUAUUAAAGGUCAUAACCCUCCUCCUAGGCCCCCACCCCCAAGCAAGAGAGCUAGGGCCACUAACAGCUUUGUACAUGACGGUUCUCCAUUAUCAAGGUCAAGGCCAACGUCAGAUAAAAAUUUGAACCUGCCACAGAGUGUGGGAAAUAGGUCAAGGUCUGUUUCACCUAGUGAUGCCUACCUGGGCAGUGAGGGUCGGAGCAGUUUCAGAAGAAGUGAAGCUGCCUAUGAUCCCAAUCUGAACCCUUUUGGUGAUGAUGAUGAGGAAGACAAUAGAUCUGGGGAUGAGGAUAAGCUCAUAGGAAGGAAUGCUAUGACCCCACCUCGACCCCUGAGGUCCUCUCUCAACCCAUUUCUAUCUGCCUCCAUAAAGAAGAAGGCUGCACCAUCGCCUCCAAAUGUUCAGAGUCUGAACAAGCGAGACAAUGUACCAGAUAUAUCUUCCUCCAUAGCUCCUCCCUCUGAUAUUGCUCGUGCUGGGGCAAAAAACACAAAUGCUUAUGCAAAUAUGAAUAAUCCUGAUGAUGAAAGUGGGGCGUUGCUAAGUGAUGACCUUGGUGUGACCUCGGGAGUAACCAAUGAGCAGCAGGCUGACAUCGCAGCCCCGCCUGUAACUGUUAGAAUGCGGCACCAGUUUGGAAUGAAGCUUGUAAGAAGGGAACCAGCUUACAAUCCCAUUGGUGAAAAAGAACCCCCCAGACCUGGCCCUAGACCAGCCGCUAGAAAGAACAUGUCAACAUCAUGUGUUCCGGGAUCCAACGGUGCAACAGUGAAAGUGGGUCGGACUCAUUCAGAACACAUUGUGAAUGGUGAUAAACUUUCACCCUGGCACGUAAGCCAAUCAGAAGAAACGAAAGUGGUGCGGAAGGUCACCUUGACAACGGAGAUAUGAAAACAGGAACUGGCCUAGUACAUUGUUGGAGUUAUGAAAACAGGAAGUGGCCUAGUGCAUUGAGGGAGGGUUUUCAUUCAAGCUGAUUAACAUAUAUCAUUUAAUCACCCAAAUAAUCAAGAUAAAGGGAAAUAAUAAUUUUGAUAAUGUUAUUAUUGGUAUACUCUCUUAUUUUGUGUAUUACAAGAAUUCUCUUUACCUUCCAAUGCUAAUAAAAGUUAAUUGAUCUUUAAGGUAUCUGAAGAAAUCUUGGACCUUCCUUAAUUUUCAUUUGUCACUUGUUUAAAUCGCAUCAUUAUUUUUUUGAAUGAAAUGCAAACUUAUUGCCAUGCUCUAUUCCAUAACAAAGGUCUAUUUUGUUUUCAUUGUUCUUACAAAAUAUGUUCUUAAAAAUGUGUCAUAUAAAUUACUUUUCAUGUAACAUAAAAUCAUUUUGUAUCAAUAUAUAAAUGCCACUGUAUACACUGUUAAGUGUGACCAGAUUUUCAACACAGUUUGCCUGUCUGCUUGAUAUUUGCUUGAACAUAUGAUUUAUUUGAUGUCAUUUUCAACAUGUUUAUAGCUUAGCCAUUCUGACUGGACUUCCAUUACAUAUAUUGGUUAUUAUUUUUAAUUUGAUGUGUUGUUGAUGUUUGGCACAUUUGCUUAGUUUAAUCUUUCUGGCUGAGUGGGUAUUUCACAAUGACACACUACAUUAAGAUAGAAGUAAAUCUGAUAAACGACUUAUCUUGUUAUUGCAGAUUUAUUAAUUUGUACUUAUAAAUAAUACAAUUGCAACACAAUAUAAACGUGCUAAGUUACUAUUAAAAAACUUAAAACUUGUUAAAACUAAAGUAUGCCUGUUAUCAGGGGAAAAAAUGACUGAAAAACAAGAAUGACAAAAAUCGGUUUUAACCGAGAAAUAGAGAAUUAACAAAUGCUGCGUAAGACACUGAAUAAGAUUGUUUCGAUUUGCUAUAAUAAGAAAAAAUAUAUCAGUUAUGGAAACCAUUGUAACACUUGUCCAGUCAAGUUUUCAAAUAUGUCCCUUUUGGUGUUCAUUUACUAGUAUAUUAUUCUAAUGCAAUAUUUGUACAGUCUGUUAUAUGUACUCUUCUGUAUUGGUUUAGCUAUGAUCCCCUGUACCAAUAUGAUAGUCUACAUAUCUACAGCCCUAUCAUGUACAAAACUUCUGUGCACUUGUGCUUUUAUCAUGAACAUGUGUUUGUCAUUCAACAGAUUCAUAAAUAGUUUGUUUGUUAAUGUUAGCAAAAAACAGGCUUAAAGCAUCUUCCAGAUUAGUCCAUCUUUAAACUCAAAUACAUGUGGACAUUUAUUUAUUUUUUAAGGUCAUCAUUUUUUUAACAUCCAUGUAUAAUGAUAUUGCACUGCAAGUUAUGUUACUUGUUAGUGAUAUUAUGUAUUUAAAAUGUAUUUAAUUGCUAACAAUUUUAUCAAACUUACAAUAUUGAAUGCUUAUAAAUACCUUAUUUAGUAUAGUUCAAUGCAUCUUCCAGUAGUGUUGGCACUAUAUUAUACCAAAUAAAUCCUUUUACUUAUGUAACAUUGUCCGUCAAACGAGAACUUGUUAUAAAUGUUUUGAUAGUCAUCAACACAAAUGAAGUAAACGUUAACUUUUAUGUCUCUCGUGAGAUUUGCCUUGGUAAAUAAUAUGUGUCUUGUUCUGAGAAAACUGGGCUUAAUUCAUGUUCGCACAGGCUAAUCAGGGACGACACUUUCCGCUUUAAUGGUAUUUUUAGUUUCAAGGAAGUUCCUCCUUACCGAAAAUCAAGUUUAGGCAGAAAGUGUCGUCCCUGAUUAGCUUGUGCGGACUGCACAGGCUAAUCUGGGACGACACUUUACGCACAUGCAUUAUGACCUGCUUUCACAGAACAAGACACAUAUGUUUACCAAUGAUAUGGAGUAUUUUAAUCUGAUCUCAUUAUAAGUGCUUGUAUAAGAUGUUAAAUUAGUAUUGAAUAAAAUUAAAAUGAACAAGUCCACUACAUAAUAGUCAAUGCAUAAACAUAGAGCAUUUCACACAUUAUGUCAAAAGUGAGUCAAUAUUUGCAUAGUUAGGUCUGUUCUUAUUAUAAUGUGAAUGGGGUUUCUUGUAAAAUAUGCUUCGUAUUUAAAAAGUGUUUGCCUUUCUAUUUUCUAUGCCCCCGGAUUGAAAGAUCGGGGGUAUAUUGUUUUUGGCCUGUCUGUCUGUCAGUCAUUGUAUUUGUGUGUCCCAAAACUUUAACCUUGGUUAAAGUUAUAAAACUUUUUUAAUAUUGAAGAUAGAAACUUGAUAUUUGGCAUGCAUGUGUAUCACAUGGCGCUGCACAUUUUGAGUGGGGAAAAGUCAAGAUCAAAGUCAUCCUUCAAGGUCAAAGGUCAAAUAUCAUUGUAUUUUUCUUUCCUAAAACUUUAACUUUCAUUAAAAGUUUGGUCAUAACUUUUUGAAUAUUGAAGAAAGCAACUUGAUAUUUGGCAUGCAUGUGUAUCUCACGGAGCUGCACAUUUUGAGUGGUGAAAGGUCAAGGUCAUCCUUCAAGGUCAAAUUUAUGGUUUCAAAGCGGCGCAAUAGGGGGUAUUGUGUUUCUGACAAACACAUCUCUUGUUUUAUUUGAAAUGAAUGAAAUACAUAUUCGGUGUCCAUGCUCCUAAACCUCUAAACAGCAUCUGAAGUUAUUGGAGAAAAAAUCAUGUUUAAUUAAUCAUUAUGAAACAAAUAAACAUGUGUAUCCUCUAUUUCUCCUACACCUCUUAAGAUUUUCUUAUGACAUUUGUUUGUAAUCUCACUAAGUUUUUUUCUUAAAUAUGAAUUAAUUGUUAAUUAUGUUAAAUGCUUAUUGAAACAUAUCAGAGUUUGUCAUUCCAGUGAAUAACCAGUAUUUGUUGUCAUUCCUGUUUAAUAAUGGUUGUGAUGUUUUGAACUCACAUUAAGAUGUUUUAUCAUUGCCUGAAUCACACAAGUGUUUAAGUGGUUUGAACAUUGCCUGAAUCACACAAGUGUCUAAGCGGUUUGAACAUUGCCUGAAUCACACAAGUGUCUAAUUGGUUUAAACAUUGCCUGAAUCACACAAGUGUCUAAUUGGUUUGAACAUUGCCUGAAUCACACAAGUAUCUUAUUGGUUUAAACAUUGCCUGAAUCACACAAGUGUCUAAGUGGUUUUAAUAUUGCCUGAAUCACACACAAGUCUUAUUGGUUUGAACAUUGCCUGUAUCACACAAGUGUCUAAGUGGUUUUAACUCUUUCAGUGCUGGAACCGAAUUUUGAAGGCCUUUGCAAAUAGUUUGGAUCCAUCACAGUGGCGUCUCAUCAGGAUCCAAACUGUUUGCUAUUCUGAUAGUAUUCUUUGAAAAAAAAUCAAAGAAAAUGCUCAUUUUAAAAAUUCAGCAGACAACAUUUUAGCAGACGACAAAUUUCCCAGCAUGCAAAGGGUUGAUAGAUUGAUGUAUCUUUUAGUCAGCCAUGGUCACUGUGAUUAUUGUUACAACUGAGCUAUAUAGAUUUUCUUUCUUUCAGUGAAAUGUUACAUUUCUAUCAUGAUUUUAUUAAGAUGUGCACUUUAAACAUUAAAAAAAUACUGUUAAACAGUUUGUGCAAAGUUUGUUAAUUUUUACAUUUUGAAGUGUGAUUUGUACAUCUUUUGUGUUUUAUUGUUUUUAACUGCAGUUUAAUGCCAAAUGACUUGGAGAAGUGAGAAAAUCAUUUUUAGUCUAUUAUUUUAAUCAUUAUAUUUUCCUUUUCAGAUUUGGUUGUGAACAAAUAGUGUUUUCUCAUUAUUACGUAUUUUUGUUCAGUGUUUUGUGUUUAUUUUUUUUCUUUCAAACGGUUGUAGGCAAUAUUGUGUCAUCUUGAAAAUGCUUUUUAGGAGUUGAUGUUAAUCUCUAUCUUUUUAUUUAAACUGUAAGUUUAACAUAUGUAAGUUUAUUUUAUGGUAUCAUUAAAUAAAUAUUUCACUUACUGCCUAUAGAAUCGGAUAUUUCCCUAUCUCCUCAACAUUAUCACCUGUAUGUAUGUACAUGUACCAGACCUGUGCCAUUUUAUUUUCAUUUGAGAAAUUCUUGCUUCUUUUAUCCUGUAUGCAACUACAUGUUGUAUGUGUAUUUAUAUUGGAUUUCUUACAAUAUCAAAAAUAAGUGUUUUUAUCUUGUUGUGCAUUUUGAAAAAGGUUAGGGCAAUAGCUUACUCAUAUCUCAAAUACAACCUCAAGUUUUGACAAUAAAACAUUAGCAUUUUUAUCAUGAGACUAAUUUUGAUUUCACCAAAUGCAGGAAUCGGAUAUUCUGUAUUCUCUGCAAGCCUAUUGAAUUUCAGACUUGUUAAGAAAGCCUUUUCCAUUCUUUCGAUUUUUAUGUGGAAGAGUGUAAAAUAGCACUGCACAAAGUCAAAAUGCUGAUUGUCUGUUACUAACAGAGGUUUAAAAAUGCAAUAAGUUGAUAAGAAAAUGACCUUUCAAGCAAUAAUAUUUACAUAGUUUGUUUUGAAUACAUGCAUACACAAGUGUGAUUGAAGUUUAAUAUAUUAAAUCAGUGUAUCAUCUUAAUUGUUUUAUAUCUGUAUUGUAAUAAAUCAUUUUAAUAGAAGUAUAUUCCCAUUACUUUGCAUGUUUUGUAUAUACCUGUAUAUUGCUGUUAAGUUUUGUGAAGCCUUUACAUUGUCCUUGCGUGUUGACAGAUUUCUCACCUACUGAAUAGCCCUGGCCAUUAUCAGACAUCGUCCAGCAAUGGAUUCUUUUCAUUCUGCCUCUCCAUCAGUUAUGGAGAGGAGCAUAAUGGGUCAAAUUGUAUAGGCUAGUUGGUCCAAGUAAUUGAAGUCAUCAGAUGUGGCUAUGCAACGAUGUACUUUUAUUGACUUUUCAAAUGUAAAUGCAAUUGAUAUAUCUUAUCAAUUAUUGAUUGACAAGUACUACCUUAAGGUUAAAACGAUUGGUCACAUGAUUGCACAUUAAAUAGAUUAAACUUGUGUUAAUAUUAUGUAGCUCAAACACAGAAAUGUUAUUUCAUCUUUUUUUAUAAUUCUGAACUGUGUGAAGGGUAUAAAAACAACUGCUGAAAUCUAGUUGUGUUGUUACAAGUUUGUGUUAAUAUCUUAGGUUUGUAUAACGCUGCUAAUAACAUGCUUUCAUGUUUUAGCAUUGUUCAAAAAGAAAUGUAAUGCUAGAAUGCUUUGUAACUGGUUCGUAAACUACCUUAUAAAAUCUGAAAUGCCAUAAUAUUUUUUACCUGUAUAUACAAUUCAUAUGUCAUUUGCAUGAAGUAUUUAUUUUUUACCUCAUUUGAUGAAUCUGAGGUUUUACCAUUUUUUUGCUAAUCUUAUUUGUAAUAAGUGAGUAGGAGAGAUUCUUAGCAAUUUCACUAUUUCACGUACUUAACAAGAUUUUGCCUUUGCUAUUCUGUAGGUGAGAAAACUGAUAAUGAUUUUCACAUAUCAGCAACAUAUCACCAUCAGGCCUUGCUUUUAUGUGCCUACUGAUAUUUCAUGUGCCCAAUUCAAUAGUUUUAUAUUGUUUUAAUGAAGCGUUUAAAUAUGUUCAUAUGUGUUUAUGAAAUGUGUUGUGAUGUUUUGUGGACUUUCUUGUUUUAAAAUUAGAACUCAAUACAUGUAUUUAUUUUUUAACUAUCUAUUUUUAUUGCUAAAGAAUUGAAAUAUUUUAUAGCUGAAACUUUGACAUUGUGUAAUCAAAUUUUUUACUAUCCAGUGUUAAAAGCUGUUCAUUGAACUUAUAUCAAGCAAUCAAUUAUAGUCACAGUCACGCAUCAGUUGGUUUUAUUAUGUGUCCAUUAAUAUCCAGAUUUUUUUUCUGAAAAAUUAAGAGUUUUAUGUGUUUUAACUAGAGCUUAAAAGUUUGUAUUAAUUAACUGGUAAACUGGUCAUUUGUACAUUUCGGUAAAAUAUAUUAAAAUUAUUGAUUAUCAGUAUCUGUAACUGCGUAAACUGUAUUAUGUAAGACAAAUUUACUAGUCGUAAUAAAGCACACGCAUCGAAA
Molecule: messenger RNA, 9295 nt
Organism: Dreissena polymorpha
Lineage: Eukaryota; Metazoa; Mollusca; Bivalvia; Myida; Dreissenidae
Product: band 4.1-like protein 5
Exons: 21
Coding region: 189-3335 (1048 amino acids)
Cellular component (GO): cytoskeleton
Molecular function (GO): cytoskeletal protein binding
Source: RefSeq, a predicted model, not a curated record